Helianthus annuus (common sunflower) is the source of this 1863-nucleotide messenger RNA. RefSeq names its product transmembrane protein 184A. The coding region runs from base 280 to 1563 and encodes 427 amino acids. NCBI's taxonomy places the organism in Eukaryota, Viridiplantae, Streptophyta, Magnoliopsida, Asterales, Asteraceae. Gene Ontology annotation, molecular function: transporter activity. The record is from RefSeq and is a predicted model, not a curated record. Gene Ontology annotation, biological process: transport. The transcript has 7 exons.
UUGUAGCUGGAAAAUUAGCCGACAAUUAUUAGAAACCUCCAAAGCCAUUAUCACCUGCAAAUCGAUUAUCUUACCCGAUAUUAUCGUUCCAUCACUCGCCUUCCAAAGCAACUGCAUACAUUAUACAUACAUACAUAGAUCCCUCAUUCAGAUCCAUCAUCUUCACCUUCAUCAACCCCAAUCCCCCUCAUCAAUUCUCACCAAGUGACUUGCAAAACAAGUUAUUGUAUAGUUUGUUGAUUUCAGGGGGAAAAGGGGUGUGUGUGUUGUGACGGUGAAAUGGGGCCGGUUUAUUAUAUAUUAGUGGCGCUUCCUUGUACUGUUGGGGCGAUUGGAUUGGCGCUUCUUCACAUUUACCGGCAUCUCUUGAAUUAUACUGAGCCUACCUAUCAGCGAUACAUCGUUCGCAUCAUUUUCAUGGUUCCUGUUUAUGCGUUGAUGUCUUUUCUGUCGCUUGUAUUCAAUAAGAGCUCAAUCUACUUCAAUUCUAUCCGAGAAGUGUAUGAAGCCUGGGUUAUAUAUAAUUUUCUGUCACUGUGCCUCGCAUGGGUCGGUGGUCCUGGUGCCGUUGUUUUAAGUCUAACCGGACGCGUUCUCAAGUCAAACUGGUGUCUGAUGACAUGUUGCUUCCCUCCCAUUCCACUAGACGGGCGAUUUAUAAGGAGAUGCAAACAAGGGUGUUUGCAGUUUGUGAUUCUCAAACCUAUAUUGGUGGCGGUUACUUUUGUACUUUAUGCCAACGGGAAAUAUCAUGAUGGCAAUUUCAGCGUGGCACAAGCAUAUUUAUAUCUGACAAUUAUAUACACUAUUUCUUACACUAUGGCUUUGUACGCUUUGGCAUUGUUUUACAUGGCAUGCAGGGAUAUGCUCCAGCCAUUUAAUCCCGUUCCAAAGUUCAUCAUCAUCAAGAGUGUCGUCUUUCUGACGUAUUGGCAGGGUGUUUUGGUUUUUCUUGCUGCGAAAUAUGAACUCAUAAAAAACGCAGAGGAAGCAGCUGAGUUCCAAAACUUCAUCAUUUGUGUUGAGAUGCUUAUCGCUGCAGUAGGCCAUCUAUAUGCAUUUCCAUACAAAGAGUAUGCCGGUGCGAACGUUGGUGCGUCCCAUGGUUUUACAGCUAGCCUUGCACAUGCUUUGAAGCUGAAUGACUUUUAUCAUGACACUGUUCACCAGUUUGCACCAACAUACCAUGAUUACGUGCUCUACAACCAUAGCAGUGAUUCCGGUGAAGAAGGGGGUACAAAGUACAGGGCACGCACCUUUGUCCCAAUCGGUUCAGAGAUGGACGCUGUUAGAAAAAGCAAAGACUUUGCCGCAAACAAGUUAGACGACAUACAACUAACCACCCUGUCAUCAUCUUCAUCGUCUUCAGGGGGCAUCACACCCGAAAAUAAUAAUAACAACAAUAAAAAGAAUAAUACUCGCGUGAAAGAAGUUGAGACCAUGGAUACGUCAUUGCUAGCCGAUGUCUCGGAUUCGCUACCCUUUGAUCUUACACUAGUAGAUAUUGAUAUGUCCACUUACUCUGAUGAAGUACCCGCAGUGAAAGAAUCAGAGACUAGAUGAUCUGGCAAAGAUUUAACUUGUUAAACUAGCGCGUAUUUAGUGGUUUGUGAAUGUUAAUUUGUUAAGAGGUAGCAUGCGGUUGAGGCUUUCGGUUAUCUCGGUUUUCAUAAGAUAUAGUUGCCCGUGUUAGGGUUGUACAUGUCUCGUAAAGAAACGCUUUUUGUCAAUGAUGUUCUUUAUAGAUGUAGUACGUUGUGUGAUUUGUGUGGUGUUUGUUGGUGGCGUUGUACAUUAAGUAAUGUGACGUUACACGACCGUGCUUGGCCAAAUGAUUACUAUACGUCCUAAAUGUUUAAUCUC